Babesia microti strain RI is the source of this 630-nucleotide messenger RNA. RefSeq names its product conserved Plasmodium protein, unknown function. The record is from RefSeq and is a predicted model, not a curated record. Bases 1 to 630 code for a protein of 209 amino acids. The transcript is spliced from 2 exons. Lineage: Eukaryota; Apicomplexa; Aconoidasida; Piroplasmida; Babesiidae.
AUGGACUGUGAAUUGUCGGAUGCCAUCCUAAUGGAUGCAAUUGGAAUGGCCAAGUCAUUUAAGUCCAAAGAAAGUUUGACCAAUAUGAAUUGUAAACAUUUUGCAUUCGGUGAUUACAUAGCCUCUCAGAUUAACUUGACUAUGCAACGAAUGGUUCUGUCCAUUGAAAAUUCGCAAUCCAAAUUCAACAACAGUUACGAAAUUUUACAAUCACUCAUGAAAGAUGUUAAACUGGAGAAGGACAGGCAAAAUGACUUUGACAAUUUGGUCAAAUUAUGGGCAUCUGAAAUAGAUGAAAACGAUAAUUUACUACCUGAAUUCGAUUUGGUAGCACAGAAGGAAGCCAAAGAUUCUACUAUAGGUGAUAAUAUGAGAAAAGAAUUGGCUGAUCUAGCGGAUACUAUGAAGGGAAGGGCCCUUACUUAUAAGGAAAUUUUGAUGAGGGAUAAUGAUAAAUUACACCAUUCGGCUGUGGUACAGCAGAAGGAAUUGGAAAGGAUUCAGAUGGAGAAUCAAAGAUCUAAAGCAAUGGAGAAUAAAAAUUCAAUUUCUUUCUUUCAAUUGCUACUCAUGAUUGCUGCGAGUGUGAUUUCGCUUUUUCUGUGUUUACUAGUCAUGCUGCUCACAUAG